This is a messenger RNA of Haliaeetus leucocephalus (bald eagle), 4172 nucleotides long. It is a transcript of the gene SLC40A1, whose product is annotated as solute carrier family 40 (iron-regulated transporter), member 1. NCBI's taxonomy places the organism in Eukaryota, Metazoa, Chordata, Aves, Accipitriformes, Accipitridae. Gene Ontology annotation, biological process: iron ion transmembrane transport. Bases 135 to 1814 code for a protein of 559 amino acids. Gene Ontology annotation, cellular component: basolateral plasma membrane. The transcript has 7 exons. Gene Ontology annotation, molecular function: peptide hormone binding; iron ion transmembrane transporter activity. The record is from RefSeq and is a predicted model, not a curated record.
GCUCUGGAAGCGGUGUUGGGUUCCUCCGGGGCGGCCGGUAGGACCCGCCGUGUGCCGAAACGCGGCGGGUGUGCCCGAGCCUCCUUUAGCAUGUGUUUCUUGUCUCUCGUUUAGGAUCUGUGGUUGCCUAUUUUAUGUCUGCAAAGUUUCUUCUUUAUCUUGGACAUGCGCUGUCCACUUGGGGAGAUCGUAUGUGGCAUUUUGCUGUGUCUGUAUUCCUGGUUGAACUUUAUGGAAACAGCUUACUCCUGACUGCAGUUUAUGGACUGGUUGUGGCGGGAUCAGUUCUUCUCCUGGGAGCCAUUAUUGGAGACUGGGUGGACAAGAACUCCAGGCUCAAAGUGGCCCAGACAUCCUUGGUUGUACAGAAUGCAUCUGUAAUCCUGUGUGGUAUUAUUCUGAUGAUUAUCUUCUUGUUUAAGACACAGCUUUUGACCUUAUAUCAUGGAUGGCUUCUUACGAUGUGCUAUAUCCUGGUUAUCACUAUAGCAAAUAUUGCCAAUUUGGCCAGCACUGCCACAGCGAUCACAAUUCAGAGGGACUGGAUUGUUGUGGUUGCAGGGGAAGACAGAAGCAAACUGGCAGAUAUGAAUGCCACAAUAAGAAGAAUUGAUCAGUUGACCAAUAUCUUGGCCCCAAUGGCAGUUGGUCAGAUAAUGACAUUUGGCUCCCCGAUGAUUGGCUGUGGAUUCAUUUCUGGCUGGAACCUGAUGUCGAUGUGUGUGGAAUAUCUGCUGCUCUGGAAGGUUUAUCAGAAAACCCCUACUCUGGCUCUCAAAUGUGCAAAAGUUGAGGAAUCGGAACUGAAACAGCUGAAUGUAAAGAAAGAGAGUGAUGUGAAACCUGCUGAAGGAGUGCAGUUAAUUGUUGAGAAAGAUGUAACUGGCUUUGAGCCCCAACAGGAGAAGGAAAUCAGCUGUGCUGCCCGGAUUGCUGAACCUUUCAUCACGUUUCGUGAUGGAUGGGUUGCAUACUACAACCAGCCAGUGUUUCUUGCAGGCAUGGGUCUUGCAUUUCUGUAUAUGACUGUUCUGGGCUUUGAUUGUAUUACUACAGGCUAUGCAUACACUCAGGGUUUGAGUGGCUCUGUGCUAAGCCUCCUGAUGGGUGCCUCGGCAGUCACUGGAAUUAUGGGGACAGUAGCUUUCACUUGGCUUCGUCGCAAAUGUGGCCUGAUUCGCACGGGCCUUAUUUCUGGAAUUGCUCAAUUUGCUUGUCUGGUCUUAUGUGCCAUCUCUGUAUUCAUGCCUGGAAGUCCUCUGGAUUUGACUGUUUCCCCAUUUGCUGACAUCAGUGCCAGGCUGUUUGAAAGUGAACCAUUACCUACUAUAGCAUCUCCAGAAGAUAAGCCUGAAAUGGUUUUAGUAACUGGAAUGCCCAACUUGUUAAACGGGUCUACUACUCCUGCUGACAGCGACCCAGAGAUGAGUCCUGAGCCUGUGCCUUUAAUCUCUGUUAGUCUCCUGUUUGCAGGAGUCAUUGCUGCUAGAGUUGGCCUUUGGUCCUUUGAUUUGACUGUCACACAGUUGCUCCAAGAAAAUGUGGUAGAAUCUGAAAGAGGCAUCAUAAACGGUGUCCAAAACUCCAUGAAUUAUCUUCUUGAUUUGCUGCACUUCAUCAUGGUCAUCUUGGCCCCGAACCCUGAAGCUUUUGGCUUAUUGGUGCUUAUUUCUGUAUCUUUUGUUGCAAUGGGCCACAUAAUGUACUUCAGAUUUGCCCAAAAAAGCUUGGGAAAACAACUUUUUGUUUGUUGCACUCCUGAUCCCAAAGCAGUCUCUGACAGUUCACCACCUGGUAAUACAUCUACUGUCUGAAAGGAUCCAUUUCUCUUACUAACUUGCUACCCAGAUGUCACAGUUAAACACAUAUGCUGCCUUUUGUGACCCUGUCUAAGGUGUUUCUCUAGAGUUGAAUGCAUAACUUAGCUGUCUGAGGAAGCUGUCCCAAGAGACCUAAAAUUCACCUUACAGUGACCCUGUAAAAAUGUUUCAUGUUUGGCAGAGAACAAUGUAGUUGGAUCUUGGCAGGUGGUGUUUCAAAGGAUCCCCACAAGUCAUGCAUCUAGUAUUUGAUCACAAAAAUAAUGUUGAAUUUCUGUCACUGACUCCCACAGUGAUACUGUUUAGUGGUUGUACAUACUCAAUUUGUUCAUGAAUUCUAAACAAUUCUUGUGCUCAUUGAGCAAAAUGAAAGGGUUUUUUUAGUUGCUUCAAAGUAACUUGAAACACAGUAUUUGGUUUUGUGGGUUUUUUCUCUUUUUUUUCCCUUACCAUAAAGAGUUCUGCUCCCCUAUCUGCUCAAAUUGGUAUAAAUGUCCUUCUUGGGUUCCUUAAGCAGACUCUUAAGUUCCAAUGUUUUCUCAAAAUAUCUUUUUAGUAUUCUGUCUGUUUUGGUUUAACUUUACAGAAACGCCUUUGUAGUUUUUUUUGCAUGUUUCCUUACAAAUUAGACAAGUGCUAGGUACAAGAUAUGUAUUACACUUUUUUUGCACUUCAUAAAGUAAAACAUAGCCUCAUUUUAGCAGAAGCUAUUGAUGUAACAUUAUAAAGCAUGGCUUUUUUAAUUGCAAAUGACAGGUCUGUUCAGGUUUGAUGUAGCAGAAAGUGCUAAGGUCAGGAGUACUGGUACAGAAAGAUAAAGUCUAGGGCUAACUUAGUUUUUGCCUCAGAGUACAAGCAGCUUUAUUUUUGAAUGCUAUUGUUUUCAGAAACCCUAUUAAAGCCUGAUGUAUUAGAAAACUAUUAGUAUGCCACACAAAAGAAGUUAAAAAGUGGAUACUCGCAUUUAUCUGAUUUACAUGUAGGUGAAUUUUGACUUAGUUUGUUCUAAAAUACCACUAAAACAAGGAGAUGUUGGACUGUGUGGCCCUCCUAAGCAACUUCAGAGCAAUGAAGAAUGAUAUAUCCCUCUGAUUUUCAAGAAUUUCUUGCUUUUUUUUAAUCCUGCACAUGUACUAACACAGUACUUCCAUAGUCAUUAUCCGUAUGUGCACUUUUGUGGAAACUACUCUAUGUACUUUGCUUUCUCAGUAGUGUUGAACCUGGUAGUGUUCUGAGUUUUCCUAUGGCAUGACAGUAUGACUUCUAAACUUAAAUCUUUGUAAAAUAUUUUGCUUUCAAAAUAAGUAGUAUGCAAAAACAUAUGUCAGCAACUUGUGAAAAGUAUCCUCUGUAACUUUUAAGGUUUUGUUAUUUUAGGUACUGUCCUUCACACAGUCAUCUGUGUUGCCAGACUUCAACCCUGCAAUGUAAGUGUGUGAACUCCAUUGACAUUAAAGGUGUUACAUCAGGGCUGAAUCUAGGCCAUUCAUCUGAAAAUUUGUAAUGAUGAAGUUAUAUAUCAAACUAAAUAGAAUGUAAAAAACCUCUAGUGGCUUUUGUCUCAGAUACAGUAUUUUGUAAAAGGAGUGAAAGUGAAUGAAUGGGAAUCCAGUGUACAACCAAUGUACUUGUAGCCCUCAGUGUUCAAUAACUGGAUGUAACAAUUUUUCUCCUCUAAUGGACCAAAUCAUUACUGCUAUGUUACUGAAAGUUUCUCAGGGAUGUUUUCACUAGGUUUAUAAGUGUUUAUACUUUUGACCAAGCUUUUGGGUUUUGUUUUGAUAUAAUGAAGUAAAAUAUGUAAAUUAGAGUAGUUUUAAAAUUUGUGACUCGGUCCUGAGUAUAACUUCUUAAGGAAAAGGGAAUUUUGCCAUCAGCAGAAUUCAAAAGUCAGAAGGCAAAUAAAACAAGCUUAUCUAGAUUUGUAGAAUAAAUAUGCCCAAACGAUAGCCUAUACAGCAUGUGAUACAUACACUAGACAAUAAAAUACCUCUGAUUUGCCAAAUAUGUUUUCUCAUGGGUAUCUAAUCUAAAUUGGGACCAGAUUUUAAUAUUGCUGACUAUAAAUAAAGGUAGCCCAAAUGUCAGUGAAUGCCUCUAUACUGCACUUUGAUGAACAUCUGAAUGCCACUGUGUAUAUUGGACUCACUGGCCAUUAGGGAAACAAAGCUGAAAAUGCAGCUUCCUGUGGGCUGUCUAUGGCCUACAGAACCCAGUGUGCCUAAAGCUUAAUGUUGUAGCACUAAGCACCACACAUCCCAGAGAGGAUGUACUCCUGAAGUCUAGAGAGCUCCAAAAACAUAACAAAUAAGAGCUGGGAGCAUACCAUGUUCCCAAAGUCUUUUUUUUUUU